AUGACUUCUCCUCAGGCCUCAGCCCCAGGUAAUCGACGUUUGGGUUUGCGUCCGUUGGAUGUUUUGACGAUUAAGUUGAAGGGGCUGGGGAUGGAUAUGGAGAAAUGUGUCCCUGGCCAGUAUAGUUUGCUUUGUCCAGCUGGCAAUGGUGGUGAUUCAGAGGAAAAAAGCUUGUCUGUUUACAUCAGCCCUGAUGGAUUGAUGUUGCAUCUACACUUGCAGGCCUUUGGAGACAGCACUUCAUCACGUUCAAGAUUGAACCACAUUGCCCAAAAGAAGACAAUAAGAGAAGUCACAGAGGAGGGUCUGCGACUAGAGCCACUAUGUGACCAGCUUCGUCGCUAUUUUGCCGAGCGAAUGAUAACAUCAGAGACGCUACAGAGAAAUCUUGUUAUGCAGAAAAGAUGUUGGAAUAAUGAGAUUGUUACUGCAUUUACUUAUCGGAAAAGGGGGAAGCUCGUAAAUUGCAAAUAUCGGGACAUCAUGAAGAUAUUUUGGCAGGACAAGGAUACUGACAAGGUAUUUUAUGGUUUGGAUGAUAUAGAGGGAGAAAGUGAUAUCAUCAUUGUUGAAGGUGAAAUGGACAAGCUUUCAAUGGAGGAAGCUGGCUUUCGUAAUUGUGUCAGUGUUACUGAUGGAGCACCUGCUCAGGUUUCCACAAAAGAUUUGCCACCUGAAGACAAGGAUACUGGAUAUCAGUAUAUAUGGAAUUACAAAGAGCACUUGGAUAAGGUUUCUUUCAUUAUCCUGGUAAUUGAUGGUGAUAUACCCAGUCAAGCCUUGGCUGAAGAGCUAGCACGCCAUCUUGGAAAGCAGAGAUGCUGGCGUGUCCAAUGGCAUAAGAAAGAUGAGUUCUGUUGCUUCAAUGAUGCAAAUGAGGUUCUCAUGUUUCUGGGUCGAGGUGCUCUGAAGGAAGUAAUAGAAAAUGUGGAGUUGCAUCAGCUACAAGUUCCAGACCAAGCAAAAAUGCAGUGUACAUAA
Pistacia vera is the source of this 981-nucleotide messenger RNA. Its product is annotated as twinkle homolog protein, chloroplastic/mitochondrial-like. The record is from RefSeq and is a predicted model, not a curated record. The transcript has 12 exons. NCBI's taxonomy places the organism in Eukaryota, Viridiplantae, Streptophyta, Magnoliopsida, Sapindales, Anacardiaceae. Gene Ontology annotation, molecular function: 5'-3' DNA helicase activity; single-stranded DNA binding. Bases 1 to 981 code for a protein of 326 amino acids.